Molecule: messenger RNA, 5454 nt
Organism: Polyodon spathula (Mississippi paddlefish)
Lineage: Eukaryota; Metazoa; Chordata; Actinopteri; Acipenseriformes; Polyodontidae
Product: TBC1 domain family member 4-like
Exons: 20
Coding region: 663-4532 (1289 amino acids)
Source: RefSeq, a predicted model, not a curated record
ACAGACCAGUUACACUGCUGGUAAUACUGAAUACAACAAAAGCAGUGGCAACCAUAAACACUGCACAGGGUGCACGCAUACAUUCAGGCGCUGGGCAAACUAACUGCAAGCUUUCUCAAUUUCAACACACUCCAGCGUAAAAGCAAUUUGGAAAGAGAAACGGAUCUGAAGAUAUCUCCCACCAGCUGGACAUGGGGUAAAAAAAAAUCGAAGCAACUUGUCAACAUUUUCCAUAUACAUAUAUGGUUGGGGAAGGACGCCACGUUUUUAAGCUGUGUGCUAAUGCUUAUGGUACACGAGCAACUUGCGUGCUUAAACAUCGGUGAAAGUAAACCUUCCUAUGUUGCCUUUUGCGGAAAUCAUCAGCUAUAGGUAUCAACAUUUUUAGUAGGCUUUUCAGAUCUUUUAAGAACUGACUAUUUGCAGUCAGCACAGACACAUGUACUGCCAUGGUUGUGCGUUGUUUAUAAUUACAUCAGGAGCACAUGUAUUGCCAUACGAAUGCGACGUAAUAACUUUCGGUUAGAGAAGAACUUUACAAUUAAAUGUGUAAAAUCGUGUAGCUUUCUGCAAAAACAUUAAUACGCAAAACAAUUGUUGCAUAAUAUUGAUAACAAAAUAUACAUAUUUUCACCGUGUCAGUUUGGCCUUUUGAAAUAGAGAUGGCGGAUAUAAACACUUUGCAACAGGCGCAGGAUGACAAAGCCAGCAAUCCCCUAAAGGCAGAGAAGAGGUUUAAACUGUGGUACAUGGGCUGGUCCGCACUGGACAGGAGGACAACACUGCCCAUGUUGCCCUGGCUCGUGGCAGAGAUACGCAGGAAAAGUGAAAAGAACGAACUAGGUUCUGCUCAAGCCAGGGAGGUGCAACUCGUUCUCACGCCGCCUCUGAUCCGAUGUGUCCCUGCAAAUAAUAACAACCCCUCUGUGUUUAUAUUCGAGCACAAGGCACAUCACGUCUCCAGAUUCCUUCACAACAGCCAUGACCUCAGCUACUUUGCCUACCUUAUCAGAAGCCAGCCUGAUAAUCCCGAAUCUGAGAUGGCGUGCCAUGUUUUCAAGGCUUGUGACCCAAACCAGGUUCCUAAUGUCAUCAGCAGUAUCCGGCAGGUAUUGAAAGCGGCCCUUAAAGAAAAUACGAAGACAAAGCAGGAGGGCGAGGAUGCUUUUUACAACUCUCAGAAAUUUGAGAUGCUGUACUGUGGAAAGGUGACUGUUGCCAACAAGAAGGUCCCCUCCACCCUAAUCGAUGAGUGCAUUGAGAAGUUCAAACAGCAUGAGGUGGACCGGCAGCGUUUGAAGCUGCUGAACGAGCAGCGGGGAUCGGCAGACUCGCAUGUACAAUUCACACUUGGGGAUGGGGAUCCCCUCACUGACACCCUCAAGAGCACCUUUGAGUCAUCCAAGGGUGGCAGUAGCGCCGCUGACCUGAGGUACGAGUGUAGUGACAGCGCCACUGGCCUGAGGUCAGAGGGUGGUGACAGCGCCACUGGCCUGAGGUUAGAGGGUGGUGACAGUGCCACUGGCUUGAGGUCAGAGGGUAGUGACAGUGCCACUGGCCUGUUUUCAGUCAGCACCAGCCAGGCCAGUCUUUGGGGCUCUCGAAAUGCCUUGCCAGAGUGCAUUCAGGAAGAUUCAGACUUUGAUGACCAGCAGGAGUUCCGCAGCAGGUGCAACAGCGUUGCAGCUGUAAUGCAGAAGAAAGUGUCUGACAGCACCUCAAAGGGAUCAGUACGCAGACGGCACGCCAGCGCUCCAAGCCAUGUGCAGCCCUCGGAUGCAGAGAAGAACAGGACCAUGCUGUUCCAGGUUGGAAGAUUUGAAGUGAACCUCAUUAGUCCAGACACUAAAACAGUUGUGCUUGAAAAGAAUUUUAAAGAUAUUUCGUCAUGUUCUCAGGGAAUACAAAACAUUGAUCAUUUUGGGUUAAUCUGCCGGGAAGCUGUUGAAUCUCGGCCAUGCCAGUAUGUGUGCUAUGUGUUCCAGUGUGCAAGCGAUGCUUUGGUGGAUGAAGUGAUGCUGACUCUAAAACAAGCCUUUAGUACCGCCGCUGAUCUUCAGAACGCAAAGACUCAAAUUAAACUGUGUGAGGCCUGCCCAAUGCAUGACUUGCAUAAACUCUGUGAGAGGAUCGAAGGGCUUUAUCCACCUAGAGCUAAGCUUGUGAUACAGAGACAGCUCUCCCUUUUGACUGACAAUGAACAAGCUGACAUUUUUGAACGUGUUCAGAAAAUGAAGCCUGGCAGUGACCAAGAAGAGAAUGAGCUGGUAAUUCUUCAUCUGCGGCAGCUGUGUGAAGCCAAGCAGAAAACACACCUUCACAUCGGAGAAGCUCCACUGAAUGCACAGAACAGUGCGAUUCCUGAACAUCCAGCGAGCAGUGGCAAGUUUAAACUGGAUAUUCUGAAAAGUAAGGCCAGGAAGUCUUUGACAAGCUCCCUGGAAAACAUCUUCUCCAGGGGAGCCAACAAAAUGCGAGGUCGUCUCGGAAGCAUAGACAGCUUUGAACGAUGCAAUAGCCUACCAUCUGACAAGGAUGGUUCUCCAGGUGACUCUCCUCCCCCCACUCCACCAGCCUCUCCCGUGUCUUUGCUGGGGCAACCCUUCUCGGAGGAAGACCCAGACUCUCCACAGUUCCGGAGGCGUGCUCACACCUUCAGCCACCCACCUUCACUCAAGAAGAAGAUCUCCUUCACAGACUCCAAGUCUCAGAACACCAAAUCUCCAGUCUUCCGACAGCUUUCCGUGGCUCCUGAACUUUUGCAGAGCAGCCCCAUUGACAUUUCAAGACGCACUCGCAGUGUAUCUGAGAGCGAAACCUCCUCCUUCAGCCUCCCCUCCUCCUUCUCAGCUCCCUUUUUCCUGAAAAACUUUUACCAAGGCUCUGGCUGGCAAGCCACACAGGCUGACACUGGGACCCCCACGAGUAAUGGUGAAGGGAGGAAAAGGACCUUCUCUGGCUGCAGUAGUGACUCUCUGAACAUCGGGGGUGCCCCCCUGACUCCCCGACAAGUCUCCUGGCGCCAGAAGAUAUUCCUGAAGGUUGCGUCGCCCAUGAACAAAUCUCCUGCUGCCGUGCAUCGUAAAGACCAACUGGAUGUCAAUGAGCUCCUGCCCCUGUCUCCACUGGCCCCUGCUCUGCAGGAGGACCCACUCACCUUCUUGUUGCAGCCGGAUAGUGUUUGUGAUGGGGAGAAGAGGAAGCGCACCCCCAAAGAGCUGCACACUCUGUGGAGGAAAGCCGUACACCAGCAGAUUCUGCUGCUUCGAGUGGAGAAAGAGAACCAGAGACUCGAAGCAAGCAAGGAUGAGCUGCAAACACGAAACAUGAAACUGGGUUAUCAAGAGGUGGGAGAAUGUCCAAAGGAAGUUUUCGAAAUGUGGGACAAGAAGCUAACCAUGCAGGGACGAGUGAAGGGCAGGUGUGACAUGGAGGAGAUCCAGUGUGCCCUCAGUCAGGGUGUACCGAAGAAUCGCAGAGGGGACAUCUGGCAGUUCCUGGCUGUCCAGUAUCGCCUGAGACACCGUCUGUCAUGUAAACAGCAGCCUCUGGACAUAUCCUACAAGGAGCUUUUAAAGCAGCUCACCACACAGCAGCAUGCUAUCCUGGUAGAUAUUGGGCGGACUUUCCCCACUCACCAGUACUUCUCUGCGCAGCUGGGGGCUGGCCAGCUCUCCCUCUUCAAUCUGCUCAAAGCCUAUUCUCUGUUGGACAAGGAGGUGGGCUACUGUCAAGGGAUCAGCUUCGUGGCAGGAGUCUUGCUUCUACAUAUGAGCGAGGAGCAGGCUUUCCAAAUGCUCAAAUUCAUGAUGUAUGAUCUGGGCAUCCGCAAACAGUAUAGACCAGACAUGAUUUCACUCCAGAUUCAGAUGUACCAGCUGUCAAGACUCCUCCAUGACUACCACAGAGAUCUCUACAAUCACUUGGAGGAGAAUGAAAUCAGCCCGAGCCUGUAUGCUGCUCCCUGGUUUCUCACUCUCCUUGCCUCCCAGUUUCCACUCAGCUUUGUGGCCAGAGUGUUUGAUAUACUGUUUCUUCAGGGAAUUGAUGUCAUAUUUAAAGUAGCGCUUAGUCUGCUCAGCAGCCAUGAAGCCCGUAUAAUGGAGUGUGACAACUUUGAAUCUAUUGUGGACUUCCUUAAGAGCACUAUCCCCAAUCUGACCAUUGCCCAGAUGGAGGAGACCAUUGCCCAGGUGUUUGAGAUGGACAUUUCCAAACAGCUCCAUGCCUAUGAGGUGGAGUACCAUGUGCUGCAGGAUGAGAUGCUGGAAGCCUCUGUGCCAAGUAACGAUGCAGAGCGACUGGAUAAACUGGAGCGGACAAAUAACCAGCUCAAGAGGCAGAACAUGGAUCUGCUGGAGAAGCUACAGGCGGCCCGCAUUAAAAUCCAGAACCUGGAGGUUAACCUGGAGAACAUCGUCACUCGGGAGAGUAAAAUGAAACGCCUAAUCCGCUCACUGGAGCAGGAGAAGAUAACGAAUCAGAAGACUAUAGAACGCAUGCAAAACCUUUGGCCACCAGAAGCUGUCUAAUAUUGAACUGACAGUUAAACUGUGGCCCAAACAGCAAAGCAAAAUCUAUUAACAAAAAGCCAUGACAAGUGAGAAUCAGAAUAGUCGCAUGCAGCAUAACAUUCACAGCUAAGCAGUAUUCCUGGAGGCCUCAGCAGCUGGGGCUCAUGACACAUUGUUAGCCAAGGGUCAUGGGUCAGUAAAUGCAUGCAAGCCUCUGUGAUGACAGUAGGCAAAUCCAAGGUGAUGUGGUAGCCUUUCUUGCAUAUAGCUUUUAAUAUAAAAUGGAAGCAUCUUUCUUUUCUAUGGUGUUGUAUAAAAAGUAGGAGUUGUGAAGUGAAGCACACUUUUACAUUGUGUGUUUUACAUUUGUGGUGAUAGUGCCUAAUACUACAUUUUAAGGUGAUUUUAAGAGAAACAUCUGAUUUUUUAUGUAACCACUUCCAUAUACUGUAUGUCACAAAAAAAGGAUUUUGUCUUUUCAAGAUAUGUAUUGAAAAUACUUGAAAAUAAGUUGAAUGUAUUUUCUUUCCAAAUAAUUGCAUAUGUAAAGUGAAAAACAAAACGUACUGUAUGUAGAAUCAUAUUAGCCUACCAUAAAGCUUACUGUUAAACACACUGAAUAUUUAAGCUCUAGCUUUUCGUCGCAACAGGACUCUUGCAAGAAAAGAGCAGUUCCUUCUGUUUGUGAGCCUCGUGCUAACCAGAAAGGCUGACCCCAAAAUCGUAGCAGUUGGCUCAGAAUUAGUCAACUGGUGCUGUAAAUAUGUUCUUAACCAGUUACUUUAGGAAGAGUAUAAUUAAUGUUAUAUUGUAGUGUUAUUCUGUACUGUAUACCAGUGCAGGACUGAAGCAGUGUAUAUGUUGCUAUAGAGUUAACAUUAUAUUGUAAUGUUAUACUGUACAGUAUACAAGUGCAGGACUGAAGCAGUGUAUACAUUGC